GUUUAGAGACUGUUCACUGUUGUGAGUGUUUUGUUCGCAAAUAAAUGCACGCGCAGGUCUCUAACACUUUUAAUAUACAAUCUGAGUUCAUUGAUUGCUGCAUUGAAGAUCCAAGCUUCGUUGCAGCCUGAGAAAAACAAGCGUCGUGAUUCGGAAGUUACGUGUUCCUGUCGGGGUGCGCUGCGCCAGCCUGCGUGUAAUAUUGUGUGCUCGCUCCCUUUGUGGUCAUUAGUUUUUCUGCACGCAAAGUGUAACAAGCCUAACAAAAUUUUAUAGGAAUCCAGCUCGAAGGCUUGUUUGUAAUGAACCAGAGGCUUUAAAUUUCAAGAGACAACAGGAAUCCAGCUCGAAGGCUUGUUUGUAAUGAACCAGAGGCUUUAAAUUUCAACAGACAACAGGAAGAUGUUUUUAGAAGUUGUUGGUUCCAUUUUGAUCAUAUUAUUUACAUGGUUCCUGAAGACCUGCUACAAUAGACGUGGUAUGCCUCCAGGCCCAUUUCCACUUCCCAUCAUUGGAAAUCUUCUUUUGAUAUUGGACGAUGAUUUUCCGUUCUCAGCCGAAAAGCUUCGUGAGAAAUAUGGAAACACUUUUACACUUGUUCUUCCAACAGAAAAUGUCGUAAUGGUUACCGAUGCAGCAACUGCACGAGAAGCUCUCCUCACAAAAAAGGAUACUUUUCAAGGUCGUCUUGCAGAUGUGGUGUACCCAAUAAACGAAAUAUUACAAGAAAAAGAUCUUGCGACAAGUGAUUGGGAUAAUAAAUUUCGACUUAAGCGUCAAGCAUUUGUAAAGGCUUUGCAUACUUUUGGAGAGGGGAAAAAGAUUGUACAUGAAAAUGUAAACGACCAACUGGAUGAAUUCUCCAAGGCAGUUGAAAGCUUGAACGGGCAGCCUUUUGAUCCUUCAGAUAUUUUGGAGAGUUCUAUAAUCUCUAUACUUUAUCGUUGGAUAACUGGUAAGACAAAUAACAUAGAAGAUGGUACUGUUGGCAAAUUGCGUGCUUUUAACACAGCAUUUUUUUCCUGCUUAUUUUCGGGUCCUUUAUAUCGUCUUAUUCCAGUAUUAAAGCACUUUCCUACUAAACAUAUAAAUAGUAUCAGCAAUUUACAAGAUGAAUUACGAAAACUUUUUAUACCGGCAGCGGAAGAGAAAGCGAAAGCUUUUCAUCUUCGGUCUAGAAAAAAUCCAAAUGAUUUUGACGAGGAAGAAUAUCAAAAUGUCAUGGAAUCUUUAAUGGCUUGGUGCGAACAUCUUAAAGUGGAAACAGACUGCGUUCCCUUUGUAUCGGCCGGUGGUAUGCUAGCCGCAACUGGUGCACUUUCCACGCUUUUUGUUUGGUUCCUUCUAUAUAUGAUACUUGAUCAAGAUUUGCAGAAAAAGCUUCAAGACGAAAUCGAGGAAACCUUGCAGGGGGAUGAACUGCUCCAGUGGAAAGAUAUGUCUAAGCUUCCGUACUUGAAAGCGACUGUUUGCGAAGUGAUGCGACAUUCGUAUUUUGUUCCUCUGUCUCUUCCUCAUAACCCGGUGAAAGAAACACAACUGCAAGGCUAUCGCAUUCCAAAAGAAACAACCAUUUUCUUCAAUUACCACUGCAUUCAUAGAGAUGAAAAUAUUUGGAAGAAUCCUUCAGUGUUCAACCCCGACAGAUUCAUCGAUGAAAAUGGGAAGUUCGUUGGAUGGCGUGUGAAGCCAGGAUUCAUGCCUUUUGGUAUUGGUAGCAGAUCAUGCCCUGGUGAAAAUUUAGCCAGGGCAGAGAUAAUGUUCUUCAUAUCGGGGAUGUUGAAGCGAUAUAAGUUUGAGGUUAAUGAAGAUGAGCCCAUGCCGACGUUGGAACGUGGGGAAGCGGCAGGAAAAUUUCCACCUAAACCGUUCAAAGUGAUUGCUCGAAAGCGUGAAUAAGUUAAGGAAACAUUAAUUAUGUUUGUAUCUUAGUAUAUUUGUCUACAGGGGAUUUAGUUUGUUCUUGUGAAAUUUAUUGUCAGCGGUUUAAGGGUUCGUAAUAUAGUGGGAUACUGAUUAGAUUGAUAGAAAUUAUAGUUGUAAUUAGACAGUCGAAGUGAAUAAAUCGUGCAUGUGAAAAAGGUAAAGUGGUAAUCAUAAUAACAAUCGACAGUUAAAUCAUGUAAGAAAAAGAAAUAAAAACGUGUUAUUGGAUUACGUGCAAUUUUCAAACACUGGAACUAUUGAAAUUUGGCUAAAUUAAUGGGGGGGAGGGCAUCGAGGAGAAGUUGGGGGGCGCGUUAAAUGGGGCAAAUUCAUGCCCCGGUUCACUCAUUUACGAUGUCCGAGGCCAAAAUAAGUCGUUUUAAACGAGUUUUUGUAUUUCUAAAUGUUUUUUCCCUGAAAUAUCAUUUCAGGAUACCUAAGGUAGUAAAACCAGUUCAAAAAAUUACUGUCUUUCCUCAAAAACCGAAAAAGCGACUUAAUAAACGAAUGUAAUUUUUUAAAUACAAAUUUUCGUUGUUGCAACGUGGUUGCUACUAAGGAAGCGUUGAUGUAGGCGCUUAGCUUAGCACCCGGGACAGGAAUUUGCCACCCUCUAUGGCUAAAUUAGAUUAAAACGGCUUCAGACUAUAUGUGCACACGGUAACCGGCGUUUUCGAACGUUUUCAUUUUUCCGGUUUCAAACACCGUUAAUUUACAAUAAGAAUCUGAAGCUAAUUUAGCAUAUUAAGCAUAUUUUCCCUUGAAUCUAUGGUAAACAGGGCGUCAAAACGAAUGUUAAACGAUUAAUUGGACAAAAACGAUUUUGUAAACGCUCAAAAGGCGACGCUCGUGUGCACACAGCCUCACAAAGGCUGAAAGUGGGAGCAAAGGUUUCAGUCUUCUCAAAACUCCGAUCACAUUUUAAGACUUGUUAAUUGUCUUUCGUUAAAUUAAAGCUUUUCGGGGGCGAUAUCGCUUUUGUGGUGUCGUCAUGAUUUAUACCCCGUCUUAUUUGCUGUAGUUUAUUCUUUUCUAUAGCAUCUACUCUUUUUACUUUCCUUAUAUUGUCGUGGGCUUCUAUACUUUAUUUGUUCAGUUAUUUUUAAUUCUUCGCGGA
Messenger RNA from Dendronephthya gigantea, 3043 nucleotides. Its product is annotated as cytochrome P450 2J2-like. Gene Ontology annotation, molecular function: iron ion binding; steroid 17-alpha-monooxygenase activity; heme binding. Bases 403 to 1899 code for a protein of 498 amino acids. The transcript has 3 exons. The record is from RefSeq and is a predicted model, not a curated record. NCBI's taxonomy places the organism in Eukaryota, Metazoa, Cnidaria, Anthozoa, Malacalcyonacea, Nephtheidae. Gene Ontology annotation, biological process: progesterone metabolic process; hormone biosynthetic process.